This is a messenger RNA of Bufo bufo (common toad), 2117 nucleotides long. RefSeq names its product UDP-glucuronate decarboxylase 1 (gene UXS1). NCBI's taxonomy places the organism in Eukaryota, Metazoa, Chordata, Amphibia, Anura, Bufonidae. The transcript has 16 exons. The coding region runs from base 154 to 1416 and encodes 420 amino acids. The record is from RefSeq and is a predicted model, not a curated record. Gene Ontology annotation, molecular function: UDP-glucuronate decarboxylase activity; NAD+ binding. Gene Ontology annotation, cellular component: cytoplasm. Gene Ontology annotation, biological process: D-xylose metabolic process.
UACAGUUGUGCGCAUGCGUGGUGUCCUGACCGGGCAGGAACUCACGCUAGUCCCCCUAUCUUGGCCUUCAUCCUUCCUCCCGGGGUUUAAUCGUGACGCCGGGUUCCAUGUCCCCAGCUCCGAGUUCGGGUACGGAACGCGGUCCGGCUGGUGAUGGUAAAAAGCCGAAUGCGUCGCUUCCUGACUGCAAUCAAUAGACGGAUGAUGAAGCUGCUCAUUGCUCUCGCCUUGAUCGCCUAUGUAGCCUCUGUCUGGGGAAACUUUGUCAACAUGAGCAGGUCAAUCCAGGAGAAUGGGGAGCAGAAAAUGGAAAAGAAAAUAGAAGAGGUCAUUGCACCAUUGAGGGAAAAAAUAAGAGAUUUGGAAAAAAGCUUUACACAGAAAUACCCUCCUGUGAAAUUUCUAUCAGAAAAAGACAGGAAGAGAAUUUUGAUAACUGGAGGUGCUGGUUUUGUGGGUUCACAUCUCACAGACAAACUUAUGAUGGAUGGUCAUGAGGUUACUGUUGUGGACAAUUUUUUUACUGGUAGGAAAAGGAAUGUGGAGCAUUGGAUUGGCCACGAGAAUUUUGAACUCAUUAAUCAUGAUGUGGUGGAACCACUUUACAUUGAAGUGGACCAGAUUUAUCAUUUAGCCUCUCCCGCUUCUCCUCCAAAUUACAUGUAUAAUCCAAUCAAGACUUUAAAAACCAACACGAUAGGAACCUUGAACAUGUUGGGAUUAGCGAAGCGUGUUGGAGCUCGGCUACUACUGGCGUCUACUUCUGAGGUCUAUGGAGAUCCAGAAGUACACCCUCAAAAUGAAGACUACUGGGGACAUGUGAAUCCCAUAGGCCCCCGAGCUUGUUAUGAUGAGGGGAAGCGCGUAGCUGAGACAAUGUGCUAUGCAUAUAUGAAACAGGAAGGUGUGGAGGUCAGGGUGGCUCGGAUAUUUAAUACCUUUGGGCCACGUAUGCACAUGAACGAUGGAAGAGUCGUUAGUAACUUCGUACUGCAAGCACUUCAAGGAGAACCUUUAACUGUAUAUGGAUCGGGGUCACAGACCAGAGCAUUUCAAUAUGUCAGUGACUUGGUCAAUGGGCUUGUGGCUUUAAUGAACAGCAAUGUCAGCAGUCCUGUGAAUCUGGGAAACCCAGAAGAGCACACCAUCCUGGAAUUUGCCAGAUUAAUUAAACACCUUGUUGGGAGUGGUGGAGAAAUACAGUUUCUUUCAGAAGCUCAAGAUGAUCCACAAAGGCGGAAACCAGAUAUCAAGAAGGCCAAGCUUUUGCUUGGGUGGGAACCUGUGGUUCCACUAGAGGAAGGCUUGAAUAAAACAAUCCACUACUUUAGCAAAGAACUUGAAUACCAAGCAAACAACCAAUAUAUUCCUAAGCCGAAACCGGCGAGAAUAAAAAAAGAAAAGAGAGACUCCUGAGGGGGUAUCAUGAAGAAUAAAACUGGAAUUUCCCUAUGAAGCUUGCUUUAAAGGAAUGGAUGUGCCUAAUAAUAUUGAGAACUGCAAACAUUGCCUUGCACUUUUUAAAUUUGUCUUUCUAUGUACAGUAGUGUAGGAAAUACAUGGAAAUCUCCACAUUUUAUAUAUCUUGCUGUGACUGUUUUUGACCACUGUCUAAGGACAGGUCAGCCCUAUUGCUGGUGGUGGGGCCAGCUAAAAAUCACCAUUAAGUCCUUUUUCAGACUCUGCUGAGUACAACGGGUUUCAAUUACUGGUUUCGUUUUGAAGCUGAAGCUAAAAAGGAGAUUAAAAAAAUGCCAAUUUUAUUUAUAUAUGUUUAAAAAAAAUAUGGUUUGUAUUCUAUGCAUUCUAUGCAUUAUACGGUGGCAGCCUUGUCAGAGUCCACUCUUACAUACUGCCAAUUUAGCUAUACCCCUUGUCAGGUAAAGGGGUUGAAGAGUGUGAAAAGAUACAUAUGUGCUGAAGCUUUGUGUCCUUGUUGGUUUUUCUUUGUUUUUGUUUUUUUAUUGUUUUUACUUUAAACCAGAUCUUUGUUCUCCUCAGUGUUCACAAGGCUGUAAAUUUGAAUUGAAAAGCAGCUAUUAUAAAUAAGAAUAUUUUGAAUCACUAUUGUGUUGUCAGGUGUACUCUUGGAUAAAGAAAAUAAAGUAUUAUCAGUU